Sitophilus oryzae (rice weevil) is the source of this 1221-nucleotide messenger RNA. RefSeq names its product plancitoxin-1. The coding region runs from base 84 to 1154 and encodes 356 amino acids. The record is from RefSeq and is a predicted model, not a curated record. NCBI's taxonomy places the organism in Eukaryota, Metazoa, Arthropoda, Insecta, Coleoptera, Curculionidae. The transcript has 6 exons. Gene Ontology annotation, molecular function: deoxyribonuclease II activity. Gene Ontology annotation, biological process: apoptotic DNA fragmentation.
AUCAUUUGUGUGGGUAGAAAGCAAAUUUGAAUUCUUUACUUUGUUAAUAACAAUAACCAUUCAUAAUUAGUUUUUGAGACAAAAUGGUUGUCAUCAAAUGUUGCUAUUUAGUGUGGCUUAUGCUAAUUUAUUGUGUUUUAAAUAUUUCCGAUGGGCUUCAGUGCAGGGAUCAAGAAAAUAACGAUGUAGAUUGGUUUGUUGUUUAUAAGCUACCUAAACAAUCAGCACAUUCUAAUAGCUUAGUAAGAGCUGGUGUAGCUUAUACUUAUAUCACAUCUAAUAAUGCUGAAAAGUGGAUAUUAUCAGACGUUGGUAUUGACCAAGUGAACUCUAUAAUUGCCAAUACUUUAUCUCCAUUUUCAAGCAGUAAUUCGAAGGAUUAUUUGUACAUUCUCUACAACGAUCAACCGCCUUACGGAAGUAAAUCAGAGAGAAUGGGCCAUACCAAGGGAGUGGUCAUUGCAAAUGAAACCCAAGGGUUCUGGUUGAUACAUUCUGUUCCGAUGUUUCCAGUUACUUUUGGGUCUUAUCAUUACCCUCAUACAGCUACACACUAUGGUCAAAGUUUCCUGUGUAUUAGUACGGAUGUAACGCACUUAAAUACUGUGGGUUUACAACUGCAAUACAACGAGCCUCAUAUUUAUGACCAGAACAUUCCUGACACCUUUAAAACUUCCACUCCUGAUCUGUACAGGGCAGCCAAUAAUAUAACCAUAGAAACUUCUCCAUUUUUUAACAUAGCCCACAUCAAUUCUAGUCAGGGAAUAGAGUUUAUUUCUUUCGCUAAAUCGGGAAAGUUUCAUAAAGACCUGUAUGCAGACUUGGUAGGGCCAAAGUUGGAGUCGGACUUGUACGUGGAGACGUGGCCUAAUGAGCCUGACAGGCUCCCUUCUGAGUGCGAUAAGACGUUUGAGGUGAACAACGUGGUUUCUAUUUUAAUUCCGGAAGCAAACGUGUCAUUUAAAACAACCGUUGACCAUUCAAAAUGGGCAGUUUCCUCCCAUACCACUUCUAAAAAUAAGUGGAUCUGUAUAGGAGAUAUAAACAGAGCGGGACCACAGGUUUUGCGUGGAGGAGGAACAACAUGUCUAAACAACAAUAUUUUAACAGAUGAUUACCAAAACAUCAUAACAGCAGUGCAAAAGUGUAAAUAAAAUGUAAAUGUAAAUCUUUUUAAUGUUUUAUCACAUACCUUUAUUCAAUAAACAAAAUAAUAUACAU